Messenger RNA from Aphis gossypii (cotton aphid), 2797 nucleotides. Its product is annotated as NAD(+) hydrolase sarm1-like. Gene Ontology annotation, biological process: signal transduction; response to axon injury; negative regulation of MyD88-independent toll-like receptor signaling pathway. Gene Ontology annotation, cellular component: dendrite. Gene Ontology annotation, molecular function: protein binding; signaling adaptor activity; NAD+ nucleosidase activity. Bases 440 to 2500 code for a protein of 686 amino acids. Lineage: Eukaryota; Metazoa; Arthropoda; Insecta; Hemiptera; Aphididae. The record is from RefSeq and is a predicted model, not a curated record. The transcript has 9 exons.
CAUGACAUUUGUUAUUUUUGUAUGAAUAAUUAGUAUAUAUACUACUGGUCUAAAGCGGUGGCAACUGAAAAUCAUUAAAUACUAUCAGCCAUCAGUUGUUGUUUAGCAUGUCGCAUUGCAUGAUCACGUAUUUAUUCGAACGAAAUUCACGCGCAGUAUCAGUGAAUGAUGGAAAUGCCCAUAAAUAUUUCUUACAUUGGUACUACCAUCAAACAUGAACGACGUAGUUGAGCGAGUAUUUAAGACUUUUAAGAUAGUUUUGAAUAUUAAUUUAACACGGACUCAUCGUUUCAACUAUUUCAGAUUUGGUUCAUAUGAUUUUUGUCUCUAAAAAGAUUAACAUGGUGGAGAAUUUGUGUGUCAUGUGGUCAAUCCUUCACAUUGAAAUGGACCAUAGAAAAUUCGGUGAUAAAAGUGCAACUUAACCGUGGUGAACAAGAUGCUUGGUGGUCUGCCAAUAUGUCCGUUUAAAUCUUCACACAUCAUGUCUUUAUCUGAAUGUAAGAUAUCUACAGCCAACAUCAUGAUAAAAUGCGUAAAAGAUAAUCUCUUAAAUAUUGAAUUCGAAGAUCUCGAUAUGAUGCAGAAUUUUGCUAACAAUGCAGACGUUGAAAACGCAAUACAAAAAUACUCUUUAUAUCUAGAGAACACCAUCAAAGUACUUUUGGAUAGCGAGUAUGCACAUCUAGGAUCUCCAUAUGAGGUGAUUGACAAAAUAUUUGACAUGAUAUGCAAAGCGUGGGCCGUGCCCAACUGCAAACUCGGGUACUGGUUAUGCAACAAAUUACGAAAUUGUGGUGGACUAGAUUUGUUGAUAAACAAUUGCGUUUCCAAAGACCAAAAUCUACAGUUCUCCAGCGCCAGAUUACUAGAACAAUGUUUGAUAACAGGAAAUCGUGAAUAUGUAUUGGAAAAAGGGGUAGAUAAAGUCGUACAUGUAGUGUGUGAGUACAAGACACAAAUUAGUUCGGUGGAUAAAUAUAAUGUUAGCACUGGAAUCCUUGAAAACUUAUUUAAACACAAAGAAAUUAUGUCUAUUGAUGUAAUACAAAUCGGUGGUUUGGACGUAUUGCUCUACGAGUUUCGAAACCGAGACAUUGUGACACUAGAACAUUGCGUCAGUGCUUUAGCAAAUUUAUCACUGUAUGGAGGUCCGGAAAGUCAAGAUUAUAUGAUAAAGCAUAACGUACCCCAAUGGUUGUUCACUAUAGUCUUUAACACAAAUGUUAACAUCAAGUAUUAUGCUUUUUUGGCAAUAGUCGUUUUGAUCACUAAUAAUGAGGAAGACGAAAUAACGGUGAAAAAAUCAAAAUCUUUAAAUUUGAUUAAUCCGUUUAUCAUUACACACAAGUCUACAAAUUUCGCUAAACCUAACCUGGUUCCGCAUACUUUAGGUCAAAGUCAAAAUUGGCUUAAGAAACUCAUCCCGGUUUUGAGUUCCAGUAGUGAGGAAGCGUGCAACCUGGCAGCAUUUCAUUUCUGUAUGGAUGCCGGAAUUAAAAAGCAACUUGGUAUGACCAGCAUAUUCAGAGCGAUCAACGUGAUUGGACCAUUAAAAAAAUUAGCCAUUGACGGAAACUUUAUAUCGUCCAAAUUAGCAGCAAAAACAUUAAGAUUGAUCGGCGAAGAUGUACCCUAUCAACUCAGUCAAGAAGUUCCCUUAUGGUCAGUAGAUGACGUACAUGAAUGGGCCAAACGAUUCGGGUUUAGAGAAUAUGCCAAUGACUUAUCGGCAAAUCUUGUCGAUGGUGAUCUUUUGUUACAAUUAACCGAGAAAAACUUGGAAGAUGACAUCAAAAUACAAAAUGGAAUUACAAGGAAAAGAUUUAUAAGAGAACUAGACAAAUUAAAAAAAACCGCCGACUACAGUAGUAAAGAUCCAACUGGUUUGCACUUAUUCUUAAAUUCAAUUGAGCCAACGUAUACUGUGUACACAUAUCCCAUGUUGAAUGCAGGAAUCAACAUGAAUACGAUCAGGAAUUUAACUGAAGAUAAGCUCGCAGUCAAUUGUGGAAUCGCAAACAGAGUUCACCUAUCUCAUAUACUAAAUUCAAUUAACAAUGAUGAAACCACGGAUGUAUUUAUCAGUUACAGACGAUCAAAUGGAUCUCAGUUGGCUAGUUUGCUUAAAGUUUACCUAGAAAUUCGAGACUAUCGAGUGUUCAUCGACGUGGUACGUUUGAAAAACGGAUAUUUUGGCCAUAACCUAUUAAAACAUUUAAAACGGGCGAAAAACUUUGUGCUUGUAUUAACUAAAAAUUCGUUGGAUAAAUGUGUUGGCGAUAACAGAUGCCAUGACUGGGUUCACAAGGAAAUUGUGACUGCGAUGCAGAAUCAGCUGAACAUAAUUCCCAUCAUAGUGGACAAUUUUUCUUGGCCAGAUACUCUUCCAGAGGAUAUACGCAAUUUACGAACGUACAAUGUAGUACAGUGGUCACACGAAUCUCAGGAUAAAUGCGUGGAUGCUAUCGAGAAGGCUAUUCGUAAUCAUUCGAAUUGAACGCCGUCUUAGGAGGUUUUUUAUCAGACCUAUCCACAGUGUGUGGUUAAUCCAUUUUCAAGAGUAAUUCUUUAUCAGCCAGAAUAUCAUUGAAUUACCUUUAAUGACCAUCCACCAUCAUCACCUGCCAAGUGACGAUCUCUGCAAAAUGGACAAAAAUUUAAAACUGCCGCAAAUAUUAAACAUAAUAUACAUUACUAAAUACUAAUAGCACAAUUUUAUUAUUAUUACAAAAAGCACCUGUUUAUGUAUUAUUUUUUAUAACAUUAUAUUCACAAAAUAAAAUUCUAAAAUAUA